Diversispora eburnea is the source of this 973-nucleotide messenger RNA. The record is from the annotation of a GenBank genome assembly. NCBI's taxonomy places the organism in Eukaryota, Fungi, Glomeromycota, Glomeromycetes, Diversisporales, Diversisporaceae.
AGUUGUGGAGGCAGACACAGAGUGGAUAGAUAUGUUAGACUCCUCAUUACGUGAGACUAUCUGUUCAGAAGUAUUAUCAAUCAGAGAUAGGCUAAUGCCAGAAUUUGAAGUGUUAUCGGAUAUAUCUGAUGCUGAAACAUCCUUAGUUUAUAAGUCUAUCUGUUCGGGAGUAUUGUUAAAAUUCUCCAUUUCAGUAGAAACACUUAUCAUCUUUUUCUCUGAAAUUGGCAAUUGCUCUGGAGAAUCAAUGAUUACUCCCUUUGAUUUUAUUUCCUCGAAAUCACAGCUCAAUUUUGCUACUUUGAUUUUAAGCUCAAAAUUCUCAGCUGAGAGAUUGGUGAUAUCUUUUUUAUUUUUUUCUAGGAACUGGAAGCGCAUCGUGGCCACUGAGCCAGAUUAUGAGAGCCAAGAUUUAUGGAUUAUAAAUACCCGUACUUGGUUCCUGUGUAUUUAUCUUGAUGACAAAGAUAACAUUUACUCAAAUGUUUCUAUUUUAUCAUGUAGGACUUCUCAAGGUGACAGUGGUAUAGAUAUAAUGGGAAAUCAAAAAAGAUGUUUGAUAAUUAUUCAGUGUAAAAAUUAUUCAAGAAAAAAAGUCGAAGUUGGUGAAAUUCGUACUUUUGAAAGUAUUUUAUCAAGAUACCCUGAAAAUACUUUGGGAGUUUUUGUAACUUCUUUAAGAGAUGGUUAUUCACCUCAAGCAAUGGAUAGAAAGGAAUCAUCAGAACUUAAUAUUUUGUUUACAAAUAUAUAUGAUAUACGUCAAGACCUCCUCCCAUUUUUACCAAAAAAUAAUAUUAUUGAAGUAAGGUUAAACUCAAUAGAAGAAAAGUUAAACUUAAUAGAAGAAAGAUUAAAUUUGAUAGAUGAAAAAUUUAAACUUGUUACAAGUAAGAUUAAAGAUAAUCAAAAGCAAAUAACAGAUAAUCAAAGACAAAUGAUGGAUGGACAAAAGCGAAUGGAAUCUAGUCUA